CCACUUUAGUCCAUGAGAACAUUCGCAGUGCGAACGAGUGGCGAACUCUCUUUCUCCUGAUUCCAUUUCUCGUACAGGCGUCGUUCAGUGGAGUUGCCUUCGGAAGCGUCUAGUGCGGUCGAUCUAGGUCGUCGAUUAUGAUUAGUGGAUUCGGUGGAAUUAUUUGACAAUUCAUUUUAAAAGAAAAACAAGUGUCAUCAAGUGCUCCACGAAGUGACUUAUUUCUAACGAAGAGCGUGUGAGCGAGCGUGAUUGUGUUGUCUAACUCGUAUCGGAAGCUCGCCUACCGAAGUUGUGCAUUGUAUUGUAGUAACCUCCCGCUUCGGAGAAUGAAUUAAUACGCUGAUUUCGCAAUUUUUGCUCGUGCAGUGGUCGUACUCGUGUGCGUUGUUUACAGCCCACCGUGAGUGUGACGACAAGUUCUUGUCGAUAAACAAUUCUGGCUCCGGCAGCGCAAGAAGCAGAAGCACAAAAAGAAGCAACAGAACCAUUCUUUCAAUGUAGUGUCGGUUGUUUACUUGAGACAAGUGAUUUUUUGUUUUGUUUAUCGUCUGGAACGAAUUCGGUUGCAAAACACAAGUGUGCGUCGCGUGUGUUCAUGUGCGCAGUUGAUCGCAGUAGGCUCUCUCUCUCUUUCUGUCUCUCCCUGUAUAGUUGUACUUGAACACACUCGCCAACUUGGUGCGAAUGAAUGGAUCUCGCCGAAAUGAUUAGAACCAAUCGGGGCAGCUACCAUCAACGGUAUGACUAUGAUGCAUCAUCAAUCAGUGAGGAAGUUUCACUGCAGCAAGCAGUGAGCAAUAUUGCCAAAAUCGUAAUCAGUGGAAUACCGCAGCACGCCAAAUUCGAUGACAUCGAGCCACUGCUGAAGCCGUUCGGCAAGGUCGAACACUGCGACGCAGUCACUAGCAAGGACCCGACCACGCAAACCGUCCAUAUCACGUUCGAGAAUCACGAGCAGGCACAAAGCGCGGUGUCGGGCCUGAACGGGAUCGAGUUCGAGGGUUCGAACCUGCUGGUGGAGCUGUUCGACAGCAAAGGCCAGCGCCGUAACACGCGUAGCCGCCCGCAGUACGCUGGAAUGCCGGGUGGCGGUGGCCCAGGACGUCAGACCGACUUCCCGCUGAGGCUGCUGGUGGCCAGCGAGAUGGUCGGGGCCAUCAUUGGCCGCCAGGGCAGCACGAUACGACAGAUCACCCAGAACAGCCGGGCCCGCGUCGAUGUCCAUCGGAAGGAUAACGUCGGCUCGCUGGAGAAGGCCAUCACGAUCUACGGCAAUCCGGAGAACUGCACCAGCGCAUGCAAAAGAAUACUGGAGGUGAUGCAGCAGGAGGCCAACAACACAAACAAAGGGGAAAUUUGCCUGAAGAUUCUCGCCCACAACAACCUGAUCGGUCGCAUCAUCGGCAAGAGCGGGAACACGAUCAAGCGGAUAAUGCAGGACACCGACACAAAGAUCACCGUCAGCUCGAUAAACGACAUCAACAGCUUCAACCUGGAGCGCAUCAUCACCGUCAAGGGUUCGAUCGACAACAUGUCCAAGGGCGAGAGUCAGAUCAGCGCCAAGCUGCGUCAGAGCUACGAAAACGACCUCCAGGCGUUGGCCCCGCAAAGUAUAAUGUUCCCGGGUUUGCACCCGAUGGCGAUGAUGUCCACCGCGGGCAACGGGAUGGGCUUUACCGGACGCACCGGGAUGUACCCGGGAACCAGCUAUCCGAUGUAUCAACCUCCGACGGUGCCCGGUGCUCCGCCCGGAUCGAGCGACGUCCAGGAAACCACUUACCUGUAUAUUCCAAAUAAUGCCGUUGGUGCUAUAAUCGGAACCAAAGGAUCCCAUAUUCGUAAUAUUAUAAGAUUUUCCGGUGCUUCGGUGAAAAUUGCCCCGCUCGAGGCGGACAAACCCCUGGAGCAGCAAACCGAGCGCAAAGUUACCAUUGUCGGCACGCCGGAAGCCCAGUGGAAGGCUCAGUAUCUGAUCUUCGAGAAGAUGCGGGAGGAGGGCUUCGUCUCCGGGACCGACGAUGUGAGAUUAACGGUUGAAAUUCUGGUGCCCAGUGCGCAGGUCGGACGUAUUAUCGGCAAGGGUGGCCAGAACGUGCGGGAACUGCAGCGGGUUACCGGUAGCAUAAUCAAACUGCCCGAACACACUACCAACACGCCGGUGGAUGAGGAAACCACGGUGCACAUCAUCGGUCCGUUCUUCAGUGUUCAGUCCGCCCAGCGACGCAUCCGGACGAUGAUGUUGGCCACGAACCCCCCGCCGGCCACCAACCGACAGAAAGCCCAGAAGGCGAAGGAGCAAUCGUCGACCUCGUCCACGCCCGCUGCCACCGCACAGCCGCCGUCGUCCAGUACAAGCGCAUAAUCAAAAUCUGCAAUCGUCGUCGUCGCCGUCGCUGAUGGCCGUCUGCUGCAAUUACCAGUGCUGCCAUCACCACCGUUACUAACACAUCUACCAGCAGCAGCAGAAACACCUCAACAACAACAACAACAACAACUACAACUACCAACGCUAUCAACUGUAACAUCCGAGCUGAAACAGGUAUCCCUAUCAGUAGCAAAGUCAAACAAUGGCCCGAUCGAUCGUAAGCUGUGCUUACGAUUACCCUAAAUUCCGAAGCAGCAGCAAGUAGACUCAAGUCAGUCAAGUCAGCUACUCUAGUACUACGGUCCGGAUUGGAAUAUCGUGAAAAAAACAAUACAAAUUUUGGUUCCCCCCUCCGCACAUAUCUACUCCAAACCAGCGAACCCUCUCGGAAACCCCGAAUCGCGUCAAAAAUUGUAAAAAAAUAUCUACUCUCAAGCUAGAACAGCAAAUUUUUCGUAUAAGCACAAAAACUUCAAAAUUGACAUUCCCAAAAGAAAAACAAAUUUAUUCUGGCAAACAUAGAAUUCAGUAAAAAGUUUUGCUCUACUUACAGAAAUUGCAACACAAGUUUUGAACUUUGAUGAAGGAAAAAAAAGGAAAAUCUCAACAGGAGAAUGAAGCAGCAAAAAAAAUGGGAAGGUGGGAGAUACGAGAGAGAGAGAGAAAGAGAAGGAAAUGCCCUCCGUUUAGGAGAGGGCAUAUUUUUAUUGCAUUUUUUUUGGAAUCUUUUCCUAGCGGCGAUUAUGAAAGGAACCUAUAUAUGGGGAAAGAUCGAAGCAGAGAUUCGCGAGAGCGAUAAUGUUUUUUUUUAACUAGUGUUUAGGAAGAGAAAUGAGCGUAAUUAGAGAGAUAGGACGAGAGAGAGAGAUCGAAAGAUUUCGUUUGGCGCUCUUCUCCGGUUGAAGAGAGAGAGAGAGUAGGGAGAAGGAAGGAAGGAAGAUAUGAAGUGUUGCCAGUUUGCAUGGCUUUCAAUCGAGAAAGUGCCAAACACACUAGAAGAGAACCGUCGAUUGCCUUAGAUUUCGGUGCUGAAUGUGAAAAUCGGUAUUGUAAUGAUGGAAUGAAAGUACACAAUAUAGGUAUUCGGUAACAAAUUGCAAAGCACAGUGUGAACGAACGAGGAAAGCAGAAGGAAGCGCUUCACCGUUUCGAUCAACACCGGCGACGACAUCUCCAAAUUCUAAGGUUCGCUAAUGAAAAUCAAUACCUCAAAGAAAGUGCAUUACACAUACACCCACACAGAAACGAACGCAUACAAGAAACAGACCGACACAGAGACACGCUCCCGCGGGAUAUUUGAGUGGAGUCGAUGUCAAACAAGCGAAAGCCUACGAAACACUAUUUGCUAGGGUAAGCCAAUAGAAAUGAUCUAACGCAACGAAAGCCGCGACCCGGGUCGGACGGCUCUAUUGUUUACUCUUUCCUAUAAAGAGAACAAAACAAACUAACACAAGUACUAACCGAAGCAAAUUUUUGCGUUUCAACUUUACUUACUCAAAGGUGCAUUAAUCAAUUUUUAUUAACUUGUUGUUGAACAUACUUGUUGAAAUCUAUAUUUCCCUAACAACUAUUUUCCCCAACUCCUGCCCUCAAUACACAUACACACACACACUCACACAGUCAAACGUCAAUACAAUUCUUUAUCUUACGUCACUUAACUGUUGUUUAUUAGUCUUGUUUUUUUUACGUUUUUCAUUGUAUUAAAUCUUGCUAAACAAACGAUGCUGAACCCAACAAUCGCAACAAUAGAACAAUCAAACUACAUAUUAACCUAAUACUAUACCGAAUGUAACAAUAGAUAGGAAACGUACCUCAGCAAGCAAACAGAAUCAAAAUAGUUUACGCGUUGUUUUUUCCCACGCCCACAAAUCCCCCCCUUUUUAGAAGAACAAGGCAGUGCUGCCAACUUUUCCAAUCGUGAAAAACCAAAACCACCGCGCCUAACCUCAAGUUUAAUCAACAUCUCCGAAGCAUUCAACUUUCAUAAAUAGUAGUGGCCAGGAGUUGAACUAGAGAGAUAGAGACAUUUGUAGUCGAAGACAGACAGACAGACAGACGACAGCUAGUUUAGUAGUACUCAAAAAUGAAACUUUCUUUGGCAAAGAUGGACAUUUUAGGCUUUCGAAUGGUUAGAAAAACAAACACAACCACACACACACACACACAAGCACACACUCGCAAGACAAUUUUCGCCGAUGAGACGCAGAGGGCGAACGAAGGAGAAAAGAAGCACAAACAACCAACCGUGGAGUAGCAGGCAGAAGGAAACCAAAAUUUCGGACGUAGGAAACAGCUGACGACAGCCGGAAAACAACUUGCGAAGCGAUCAAAAUUCAAAAUUUUCUCCAAAUUGACACGGAAACAAACAAACCAAGCAACCCAAGAGCUGAACUGAAAUUCAAUGAUGGAUCAAUCAAAGCAACCAGUGACUCAGAAAAAAAAACACAUACACAGACAGAGACACACACAUACGCACACGCACCCGUCGUCUAUAUGUUCGCAUGUUUUUGAUGCGAAGCAUGGCGGUUGCGUGUGCAAUUAUUGUCGGGGGUAAACAAACAAACUCAAAUCGGAAACACUGUAAAAGAAAAAAAAAAAACAAAAACAAAAAAGUCGAGAGUGAAAAUGAAACCACGUGAAGUUUACCUAAAUUAAGACGUAAGAGAAAAAUAAGGGAAAACAAAGUUUAAACUCGAAACGCUGAGAGAAAGAGAGAAAGCGAUAGAGGGAAGCAAAAUUCGGAGAAAAAGUGACUAAAAUCAAUUGUUAGAUUUUUUUUAUUAUAUAUAUUAUAUUGAAAAUAUACUAUAUAUAUUUAAAAGGGAAAAGUAAAAAAGAGAAAAAGAAGAAAAAAGAUAUUUAGCUAACAAAUUUAAUAUUUAUUAAAUCCUAGAGGCUAUAAUAUCGUUGAAUAUUUGUAUAAAAACAAACGAACCUUGACGAGAGGAAGGUAAACAGAAAGAGAGAGAGAGAGAUAAAGGAAAAAAGGGUCUAAAAAUGGUCAAAAUUUGAAUUUAACUUAAGAAGUAAACAUAUUAUUUUCCUAUUAUUUUUGUUUAUUUUCGUAAUAAUUUUUGUUUAGGUUUUGUUGUUUACUUUUCGUGUAAAAAAAAAAACAAGGAAAAACAAUCGCACCCAGUCGCGAUUUGAGGUUAAUGCGUUAUUUAGUUGUGCCAAGUACGUCGAACGAAUGGAUUUUGUUUUAAAUGAAGAUUAUGAAAAAGAAGAAGAAGAUGAAGAAAAAGAUGGGUUGUGAUACGAGCGCAGGAAAACAAAACAGAAUGACAGUUGCAAAACCGAAAACGCCCGCCGGAGCGGAGCCGCGUCAGAGAGAAUGGGCGUGCAAGCGACAUUUUUGACAUUUCUUCAGACAGGCGUGCUUCGCCGCCGCCGCCGUCCCCCAUACUACUUGGAUCAGUAGCCGAUGGUUUUUUCUCGAUUAGGUUUUGUUUUUAUAAACAAGCACUAUGACAGCUAGGUGGAACGAAACGGAAUCUUUCAUAUCAAACUACUGUACCGGAUUCCUUCCUUCGGAAGGAACGGAUGGAAAAUGAACUCUCUCACACGUACACAUACGAAUACACACACAAAC
Ochlerotatus camptorhynchus is the source of this 5960-nucleotide messenger RNA. It is a transcript of the gene Imp, whose product is annotated as IGF-II mRNA-binding protein. The record is from RefSeq and is a predicted model, not a curated record. Gene Ontology annotation, molecular function: mRNA 3'-UTR binding. The transcript is spliced from 7 exons. Gene Ontology annotation, cellular component: cytosol; cytoplasm; nucleus. Gene Ontology annotation, biological process: nervous system development; regulation of gene expression. The coding region runs from base 692 to 2365 and encodes 557 amino acids. Lineage: Eukaryota; Metazoa; Arthropoda; Insecta; Diptera; Culicidae.